AUGAAGCUUUGUCGCUUCGUUAUUAUUAUUACCUUGGUAACGAUUGCUGUUGGAAUGUUCUUUCCUGCAUUUUCCGUAUUUUUACGAAAUAAGCUGGAAAGAAGUUCCUCCCUGAUGACCUCUCUAACCCGGUCAAAUAUGGAUAAAAACAAAAGGAAUGUUGAAAUAGAUGAUUCCACAGAGUUUGGCAUUAAGUUACUCAAGCUAUUGAAAAAGUCUGUAAUUUCGGUAGACCCAGGCGAUCCUUCUUCUGAAUAUAGUGAUUAUAAUAAACCAAAAAAAAUUAGUGACUAUAAUAUGCCAGCAAAUGACACGGCACAACAAGAACAACUUCAAGAGGAGGAGCAAACUCUUCAAAAAAUAAUUGUCGUUCUCUGUUCACUUGGUGCUUCACUUGUCUUGGUAACGAUUGCAAUAGGGUUUUUAUUCUGGAAAGUACGAGGACAAGCGAUCAGUAAUAAAAAGGCUUCCAUGGAUAAUGGUUCGGCAAAUAUAAAUAGUCAACAACAAAAUGAUAAAGAUAAAGAUAAGGAUGCGGAUGACGUGCGAGAUGAGCCAGAUGAUAGAACAAAUAUCGAUAGAACAAAUUUUGAUUCAAUAAUUAACGUUAAUGACAAUAUUAAUGAUAGCUUAAAUGAGAUGGAACAUGAUUCGAAAGCUGGUUUUCCUCAUGUUAAUGAUGUUAAUGAGGAAUUUCCUCUUGAUACGAAACAAUCAAAAAUGCCUCGAUCAGCUGUGCUAUCAUAUCCAAAUCAUACGCUUUCAAUAGCAACACCUUCUGCUCCACCAGCAGAAGAAGUAGAAUUAUAUGAUGCUGGUGCAUCUAAUUUUUCUAUUCCUCCUCCUCCACCGGCUUAUAGUAGUAUUAUUAAUAAUAAUCUUAUUAAUCCAUCAGCUCCACCACUAUACGAUGCGCCAAUAGUAGGUGUAUAUCCUGAUAGUAAUAGUUAUUUUGCUACGAUUCCAUUUCUACCAGCUUCGAACUCUGAAUUAAAUAUUGUUUCUGAUGCACCCAUGACGCCAGAAGAAACUAACUCUCCUUUAUCCAGUACGGCGCUAACCUUUCCAAUAAAUGCAAUAAAUGAAGAAGAUGAAGAAGAUAAUAAUAACAAUGUUUCAUUCUCUGGACCAACACAUCAUAGAUCAACAAUGUAG
This is a messenger RNA of Dentiscutata erythropus, 1155 nucleotides long. The record is from the annotation of a GenBank genome assembly. Lineage: Eukaryota; Fungi; Glomeromycota; Glomeromycetes; Diversisporales; Gigasporaceae.